GCUCCUGCCACCACCCGUUUGUAAGGUGGAAAAAGAAAGCGUUAACAAAAAAUAUAUAUUAUUUGCCAUAACUAUAAUGCUGAAGUUCCGUUUUAUUGUAACUAUAUAAAGAUCGAUCGGAGUGUGUGGCUCUGUUGUGAGUGUCGUGAACUUGACGGCUUUCGGUUGGGUCGGCUGCCACCCAGAGGCAGGGCGCAGAGUUGCCCGGUGACCCAUGACCCGGGCGCGCGCUCUCGCCGUUAAUGGGCGGAGUCAGGCGGCAGGCGGGGUGCGCGGUCUGCGGCCGGGCGCCGGGACCGGACCGGACCGGACCGACCCAGCAAUGGACUGGGGGCAGCUGGAUCUCAAUCCCAAAGUCGUGGCCGCUGUUAGAAAGGCAAACAUCCAUUCUAUGAAAGAGAUCUUGAGCUUGUCAGGACCAGAUCUGCAGCGACUCACUAAACUGUCCAAUCGUGAUGUACAGUAUUUGCAUAAAACUGUUGCUGUGGCUAUAAAGAGUGAUUCAGUGGUAACAGCCCUUCAGAUAUACAAUGGACAAUGUCCUUUUCCAACUCAGAAUCAAAGACUUAGCAUGGGUUGCCCAGUACUGGACUUGCUACUAGGAGGUGGAAUUCCAUUAAUGGGAAUUACAGAAAUUGUUGGAGAGAGUUCAGCAGGGAAGACUCAGAUCUGCAUGCAGCUCUGUCUGUCUGUCCAGUUCCCAUGCAAUUAUGGUGGACAAGAAUCAGGAGCUGUGUAUAUUUGUACAGAGGAUACUUUUCCAAAUAAACGUUUGCAGCAAUUGAUUGCCUUUCAGCCCAUGUUAAGAGCUGAUGUACCUGCUGACAUUGUCAACAAUAUUAAGUUUGCUAACAACAUCUUUAUUGAACAUGUUGCAGAUGUGGAAUCAUUCAAUCAUUGUCUUAGUAAAAGAUUACCAAUAUUGCUGUCACGUGGCUUGAUACGUCUGGUGGUAGUCGAUUCGAUUGCAGCUUUAUUCAGAUGUGAAUUUGGAGCCACUGAUUCCAUUGCAAAAGCCAAAUGUCUUCAGAAGUUUGGUGCCAUGCUCCACCAUCUCAGCCACAGAUUUAGUAGCCCCAUCAUCUGUGUCAACCAGGUAGCAGAUGCAGUAAGUGAUUCGCAUUGGGCUCAGAAUCAAUUAGGCAUGUCAGAGAGAAGAGUAUUGCCAGCUCUAGGUCUGACCUGGUCAAAUCAACUCUUGAUGAGGCUAAUGGUUAGUCGAACACAUAUCUGCAUAGAAAGCAAGCUUCCUGAUGGCAAAGUUUGUUCAUCAAAUACUGGGACAGUUCUACGAAGAAUGGAAAUUAUUUUUGCCCCUCAUCUUCCCCAAUCAUUCUGCAACUACAUAAUCAGCAAAGAAGGUGUAAGGGGAAUGAAAGGAACAGAAGUAUAACCAAGGUUUAAUCUACCUUUUUCCUUCCCCUGCAAUAUUUUUCUCUAACUAGGUUUCCAAUAGAGUUAACUCCAUCACCAACUUCCAUCCAUAUCAGGAUGGUUUAAUAUUUCAACAUAAUUUUUAAUCAUUUGAAGUGACUUUAUUAACACAAUUAUUAAUGCUUUCAUUAUCCACAGCAGUUGUAUUUGUGGUCCUUGCCUUUCUUCUUCAAAAAUCACUUUUCAGAAAGCUGGCUGGUCCAGCCAUCCUCAAUUCAUUUGGCUUAUUUGAUUGACUGUUUUCAAAAUAACUCACAGCUUUAAUCAAUUUAAUUUGGCAGCCUGAGGCAGUCACAACUUGCAACUUCAGUACAUUUUGUUUUAUCAUUCUGCAAUUUAAACUUUUACCUGGAGUAAAGUAGUGAGCAGAUUUUAUCAAAGAUCUUUUGAAUAUUUGUCAAAUUUUUGCUGACUUCAUUAAGGUUGUGUACAUCAACGAUCUGUAGUUUAUAGUAUUCAGAAUUUUUAUUAAUACUAUACUGUUGGAUACUAGUGUAAAAACACAAGAUAUUCAACUGAAAUGUCUUCAACAAAAUUUCAUGAUUGAGAGCUUAAAUCAAGAAUCCUUUUUUUUAAGACUAAUGACAAACAAUUCCUGUAGUUCAACUGUGGCUAUGAAUCACAGCCUGUUAAUUGCCGACUGUUCUAAUUAUCAUUCUUCUGUGGCUGCUGGAUAGCAAGAAGAUUGAUGGUUUGCAUGAAAUAAGUUCAAAUUGACAAGUGUUCCUAAUUAUUAAAAAUGUAACAGUUUUGCAAUUUACAAGCCUCUGGUUCACUUAGAAAACUGAUUUCUACAUUAUAAAUUGUGACUUCAUAAUAAAAGAUUUUUUACUAUGAUC
Molecule: messenger RNA, 2273 nt
Organism: Pristis pectinata (smalltooth sawfish)
Lineage: Eukaryota; Metazoa; Chordata; Chondrichthyes; Rhinopristiformes; Pristidae
Gene: xrcc3
Product: X-ray repair complementing defective repair in Chinese hamster cells 3
Exons: 7
Coding region: 215-1393 (392 amino acids)
Biological process (GO): t-circle formation; telomere maintenance via recombination; double-strand break repair via synthesis-dependent strand annealing
Cellular component (GO): replication fork; Rad51C-XRCC3 complex
Molecular function (GO): four-way junction DNA binding; ATP-dependent DNA damage sensor activity; ATP binding
Source: RefSeq, a predicted model, not a curated record